This is a messenger RNA of Saccostrea cuccullata (small rock oyster), 794 nucleotides long. RefSeq lists its product as uncharacterized. The record is from RefSeq and is a predicted model, not a curated record. The transcript has 7 exons. Bases 10 to 579 code for a protein of 189 amino acids. NCBI's taxonomy places the organism in Eukaryota, Metazoa, Mollusca, Bivalvia, Ostreida, Ostreidae.
AGUAUCAUAAUGGACGUACUUUAUGAUAUGUUGGGAAUGAUCGAACAACACAGAAGAAGUAACGGCACUCAAAGUUCUACACCCCAAAGGGAAAGAUUGGCGCCAUCCGGGGGCAGUGACAAAAAUUUGCUGUUUGUUGGUAACUCUUCACCCUCUGGUAUCCAGAAAAGCCGAACAGUUCUCCCUUUCCCAGAAUGCUCCAUUUCAUCACUGACUAGAGGCAGGCUCUCCCGAAACUCCAGUCAGGAAGCGCCUAACAGUCCGGAGCUCUCAAAGUUAAAGGAAAAGGAAAUGCUGACGGUGUCUAGCAAGGAACCACUGCGGAGGUUCAGCUUAGUGCCGCCAGGUGGCGGUACCCCCGCCAUUAAUCUGACCCCGGAUGAUGGGGGAUACAUAGAUAGAAACCGACGGCCGAGUCUCCAGAACAUGGGGCAGUAUAACCACGACUCGGAACGCUGUGAGCGGAAAAGUAGCACCGGAAGUCUGUUUAGUUUUUCUGAACCCAGACAUACAGCGCCACGGCGCGGUAGUUUCCAGGCGUUAGGGGAUACUGUGAUGCAGCUUUUCUCUAGUAAAUAAUGAGGCUUCAAGAUGAUUUUCAUAACGGUGCAGGAAAAAAAGCUUCAUUAUUUGUGGGACUUCAUUCAUUCUUCUUUGUUACUCAAAGAAGGCGCCGAAUAUUGCCAUACUGUAAAUUACGAUGCUUUAAUCGAUUGAUAUAUUUAUGUGUGUAUUUUACAUAUUGUUCAAAAUAUAAUUCCUGUUUUGUACAGUAAAAUAUUUAUUAUAUACAA